AUGUUCGGCUCCCGCAAGGGCUUCCAAGCGCGACCACCGCCGCCGCCCAAGCAGCGCAAGAAGCCAGCACCGCCACCGCGGAAGCAGCUCUUCGCCUUCGAUCCGGUCGCGGCCCACUACAACGCGCUGAAUCACGAAAGGCGUUUUGGUGUGACGCAGCCCGUCGUUUGUGUCGACUUGAACGCGGCGAGUGAAAGGAGGCGGUGGCGCGAGACCGGAGAUCUUACUGAAGCAUCAAACACAAUCAAGGCCCUCGUGCCAGAAGCCGCGAACGAGGGCGAAUUGCUGGAGCGGGCGCUCGCCGCGCACCUGCGGCGCCGCGCGACGCCGUCCAUAAGAUGCUGGGACCUCGUCAAGGCGCGCCUCGCCUUCCAGCGUAUUGAUUGUUGUGUGUAUUGCGGCGAAUCGACGCGGACCGAGGACGAGGCCGUGCCGUGCCGGAGCUUCAAGCGGCCCGGGGGCUGCGCAGCCGAAGCCCACCGGCGGUGCCUGGCGCGGGCGGGCGUCGGGCUCCUGUCCACGAGAUGGACCUGCGGCGUGUGCGUCGAGGUCGCGCGGAGGCGGUCCGUGCGGACGCCGGCCGACAAAUUGAUCGCUGACGCCCAGGAGGCGGAGGCCGCGGCGGCCGCGGCGCUGCGUGCGUCGGGAACGACGCCGUCGACGGCGCCGGGCUGGGUCGCGCAGCUUGCACAACGGGGCGGCCAGAAGAGUCGGCGCGUCGCGCAGCAGCGGCGUAAGGUCGAUGGCCGGCGCAGAGACGCGGAGGCCGCGCGCGACGCGUUACGGGAGGCCCAGGCGACGGCGGCCCAGGCAAGGCAGCUCGAGGCCGGCGUGCUCAAUUUAGCCGCAUAUCUCGCGGCUUUGGACGCCGACGACAGUGCCCCCGCCGCGCAAGCCCUCAUAACAAAAAUGGUCGCAGCCAAAGACGACUGGCGCCGCGAUGUCGACGCGAUGCUCAGUGGCGAGGCGCCGGCGGAGGCGAACGCGCGGGAAGCUGAUGACCUCCUGAAACAGGACGAGCUCUAUCUGGAGGACCUGGAACGAGCGCCGGACGACGCGGCUGGCUGGGCGCGGCGGUUCAUCGAGGAGCCGGAUUUGGAUGCGUGGCCCUGGGGCGGCAACUCGACGACCGAGAAGAUGCGCAUGUUCUCGCGCUUGCAGCGCCAGCUGCGCGACACGCUCGACGCGUCGCUUCUGGGCGGGCCGGGGGCUAUAGCGUCAGGGGUGACGUGUGUUGCCCCCAAAAACACGUCGGACAAGUUCGCGUACGAGGCGUGUCUCUGGACGCGCGACCCGGCACUGGCCAAAAUAGCAGUCAACAUGGAUCGGGAGCUGCUGCCGGGGCGCGUCGAGCGCGCGAACCUCUCGACGUUCGGCGAAUUCACUGUGGACGAGAAGCCGCCGGGGCUGCCUGACUUUUCGUCCGCGCGGCCCGGCGCGUGCUUCGUCCUGUUCCGGCGACGGAGGCUUCCGUCGAAUCCGUCGUCGCCGCGAGUGUCUGCAUCAUAA
Molecule: messenger RNA, 1509 nt
Organism: Pelagomonas calceolata
Lineage: Eukaryota; Pelagophyceae; Pelagomonadales; Pelagomonadaceae
Source: the annotation of a GenBank genome assembly